CUCUACUACAUGUAUAACGAAACAAGCUUUGAUUGAAGAGAAAUCAAUUUAAAAAAAGAAUUCAGGGUGAGACAAAGUUUUGAAUAGCGUUUGGUAAUUAAACAGUGAUAACUCGUCUCAAAACAAACUAAAUUGCGCCAAUAAUAAGUGAGUAUUUCUUUCCAAGACAAGAAUGGCAUUGCUGCUGUGGAUGAUUUGGAUUUAUGUUCUGUUUAAAACCUUUGAUUUUGGUAAUACACAGAUCAUAUAUGAAGAAUUGGGCGAGAAAAAAUUUGCGCUGGAAAAACUUACUCCCGGCAAUCAUGUAAUAAUGGUUUUAAAUGAACGUAUUUCUAAAUUGGAGAAUGAAUUACAAAUUGUGAAAGAAACACACUCUCGGCAAGAACUACUUGGAAUCGAGCUUUUAAAGGAUGGAAGUCAAAAUUCAACGAUGCAGAUUGAAAAUCUUGAAACAAAAUUAAAUACGACCUUUAAUAAAGCAAAGACAAUGAUUAAUGAAUCGUUUCAGAAACUCCUCGAAAAAGAAAAAAAUUCUACGAUGGAAAAUAAAAAAAUAUUGCAGGAAUCAGUAGAUAAAUCUGAAAUGAAAUUAUCUGAGAUGGUGAAAAAUCUAUCAAUAUCCGUGUCAAAGCUGGAAAAUGAAAUAAAAGACCAGGUAAAAAGAACUGAACACGACGUUUUCUCACAUAGAAACGAUUUCAAUGGAAAAUUGGAAAAUAUAACAACUUCAAUACAAACUACCAAUGAACGACUACAACUUUAUGGAGUGAAUAACAAUUCGACUAUCUUCCUCUUGGAACAAAACAUACAGAAUUUGCGUAAAGAACAAUUAAUAUUAGUGGAAGACGUAGCUUCGGUGAAUAAAAAGAUAUCAAUGUUGAAAAGUAAUGUUUUUAACAACUCAGCCGUUUUACAGCAUCAGUUUUCCGAAUUGACUUCAAAUAUGUCUUCCUUAACAGACGAAAUCAAAAAUAAUAUUUCAAGCGCAAUGGAAAUCGAAGUCUCGUUAAUAAAGGUAUGGUUCAUCAAUGCAACAAAUGAUUUGAAUAAUCAGAUGCAACUUGAGUUAAACAAAUCAGAAUCCAAUAUAGAUCAAACAGUUCAAAAUAUAUCGAUUUCAAUGACAACGCUAGAAAACGAGAUAACAGGCAAGUUAAAUAAUGUUAGACAAGACCUUUUCUCAUAUAAAAACGAUUUGCAGGGAAAGUUAAAAAAUAUAACAACUUCGAUACAUAAUACGAAUGUACGACUAGAGCUGGGUGAAUUGAGUAACAAUUCUACUAUCUCCCUUCUGGAACAAAACCUACAGAAUUUGCAGAAAGAACAAUUAACAUUAGUAGAUGACGUAGCUUCGGCGAAUAAAGAGAUAUCAAUGUUAAUAAGUAAUCUUACUAAAACCUCAAACGUUUUACAGCAACAGUUUUCAGAUUAUACUUUAAAAACGUCUUCCUUGACAGAGAAAAUUAAAAAAGAGCAGCAUGAUAUGUUUGGGUUCGUGGCAAAUAACAUUUCAAGCACAAUGGAAAACGAAGUCUCGUUGAUAAAGGCAUCAUUAACUAAUGCGACAAACACAAUGAAAAACCUUAUUCAACUUGAGUUAAACAAAUCAGAAUCAAAAAUAGAUCUGACGGUUCAAAAUAUAUCGAUUUCCAUGACAACGCUAGAAAACGAGGUAACAGGCAAUUUAAAUAAUGUUCGACAAGAUCUUUUUUCAUAUAAAAACGAUUUGCAGGGAAAGUUAAAAAAUAUAACAACUUCGAUACAUAAUACGAAUGAACGACUAGAGUUGGGUGAAUUGAAUAACAAUUCUACUAUCUCCCUUCUGGAACAAAACCUACAGAAUUUGCAUAAAGAACAAUUAACAUUAGUAGAUGACGUGGACUCGGCGAAUAAAGAGAUAUCAAUGUUAAUAAGUAAUCUUACUAAAACCUCAAACGUUUUACAGAAUCAGUUUUUAAAUUUCACUUUAAAAACGUCUUCCUUGACAGAGGAAAUCAAAAAAGAACAGCAUGAUAUGUUUGGGUUCGUGGCAAAUAACAUUUCAAGCACAAUGGAAAACGAUGUCUCGUUGAUAAAGGCAUCGUUAACUAAUGCGACAAACACAAUGAAUAACCUUAUUCAACUUGAGUUAAACAAAUCAGAAUCAAAAAUAGAUCUGACGGUUCAAAAUAUAUCGAUUUCCAUGACAACGCUAGAAAACGAGAUAACAGGCAAGCUAAAUAAUGUUCGACAAGACCUUUUCUCAUAUAAAAACGAUUUGCAGGGAAAGUUAAAAAAUAUAACAAUUUUGAUAUAUAAUACGAAUGAACGACUAGAGCUGAGUGAAUUGAAUAACAAUUCUACCAUCUCCCUUCUGGAACAAAACCUACAGAAUUUGCAUAAAGAACAAUUAACAUUAGUAGAUGACGUGGACUCGGCAAAUAAAGAGAUAUCAAUGUUAAUAAGUAAUCUUACUAAAACCUCAAACGUUUUACAGAAUCAGUUUUCAGAAUUCACAUCAAAUAUGUCUUCCUUGACAGAGGAAAUUAAAAAAGAGCAGCAUGAUACGUUUGGGUCUGUGGCAAAUAACAUUUCAAGCGCAGUGGAAAACGAAGUCUCGUUGAUAAAGGCAUCGUUAACUAAUGCAACAAACACAAUGAAUAACCUUAUUCAACUUGAGUUAAACAAAUCGGAUUCAAAAAUAGACUUAACGGUUCAAAAUAUAUCGAUUUUAUUGACAAUGCUAGAAAAGGAGAUAACAGGCAAGUUAAAAAAUAUUCGUCAAGACGUUUCCUCAUAUAAAAAUGAUUUGCAAGGAACGUUAGAAAAUAUAACAACUUCGAUACAAACUACGAUUGAACGACUAGAACUUGAUGUAGUGAAUAACAAUUUUACUAUUUCCCUUCUGAAACACAACGUACAGAAUUUACUAAAAGAACAAUUAACAUUAGUAGAUGACGUGGACUCGGCAAAUAAAGAGAUAUCAAUGUUAAAAACUAAUCUUACUGAAACCUCAAACGUUUUACAGCAACAGUCUUCCGAAUUGACUUCAAAUAUGUCUUCCUGGACAAAGGAAAUAAAAAAAGAGCAGCAUGAUAUGUUUGGGUUUGUGACAAAUAACAUUUCAAGCGCAAUGAACAACGAACUCUCGAUGAUGACGGUCUUGUUAACUAAUGCGACAAACACAAUGAAUAACCUUAUUCAACUUGAGUUACACAAAUCGGAUUCAAAAAUAAAUCUGACGGUUCAAAAUAUAUCCAACUUCUUGUCGGGGUUAGAACUUGAAUUAAAGAGCAAUAUUGAAAAUGUUCGACAAGAAGUUAUGACAAACAAAAAUGAUUAUCAGGAAAAAUGUGAGAAAAUGGUUAACGAUUCUGCCUUGAUCAACCUGCAACUUGUUAUGGAACUAGAUGACAAAUGUUCAAUAUCUGUAGAAAAUGUUACAAAAACUCUACUUAAAACCAACGAACGAUUGAAUUCGGAAGAACGGAAGUACAACUUGACGUUAAUUUCAUUUGAGGAUAAAUUAAACGUUUUUCUAAAUGACAAAGUAACAUUAGCAGAAAAUAUUGAUAAAACAAAGCAGGAAAUGUCAAUGUUGGAAAAUAAAGCGUUUGAAAAGUCUGAAGCAAAUAAAAUUCAGAUUUUAGAACUAACUUCGAACAUUUCAGCUUUUGCAAAAGAAAUGAAAAAGGAGCAAAACGAUUUUUACAGUCUAAUGACGAAUAACAUGUCUAAAGAAAUUGCAAACGAACUUUCGUCUAUACUGAUCUCCUUAACUACAAUGACAAGAAGGAUUGAUGAUCAAGACCGACUUAUUGUUCAAAACAUGUCUGCAAUAGGAGAUUUUAUUACACAAAAAUGUGAAACACAAAUGCAGGCGAUUGCUUUUAAUACGUCAUCAAAAAUCACAGAUAUUGAGAAUAUUUUGCUUACUCGCCUUGAGAAACAAGGAUUCCAAAAUAACGAAACGAUAAAAGGUAUGAAACACCUGAACGAUUUUAGUGAGGAAAUUAAUUCGAAGUUGAAUGAAACUAGUUAUCAACUUAUAAAUGUUUACGGCGACUUCCGACAAAUUCGCCAGCGGAUGGAUUCCAUGGAGAAUAAUCAAAAACAGCUGGAAAUAUAUACCAAUUCCUCCCUUGCACACAUUCAAAGUAUUGAAGCCAAUAUUUCUAUAUUCAAAGAAUCUGCGUUCAAAACAAUUUCAUCUAAGGUUGAUGAUGCCGCUGUAAAUGCUAGACAAUUAACCUCGAGAUUAAACCAAGUGACAGGAAGUAUAUCAACUUUGCAAAGCAAAGCAACAAGGUUUGAACAAUUUCACAGCAGUCAAAACACUCGGUUAUCAAAUAUCGAAAGUCGUCUUUCUAGUGCUUCAUCAUCUCUGACAAACAUAAAGAACGAUUUAAAAAAGAGAUAUUCUGGUGUUAUUCGUUUGACAAAUGGUGGAAGAACCUAUGGAAGAGUUGAGGUGUACCACAAUGGGGCUUGGGGAACAGUAUGUGACGAUGGUUGGGAUACCAGUGAUGCCCAAGUAGCCUGUCGUAUGAUGGGACUUAGCGGUGGGACUGCUAGGGGUUCAGCUUACUAUGGACAGGGAACAGGGACUAUCUGGCUUGACGAUCUGGGCUGCACGGGAUACGAACCAUCUCUGUUCGCCUGCCGUCAUCUAACCAUUGGAAGUCAUAACUGUAAUCAUGGUGAAGAUGCUGGUGUUUCCUGCAGCAAUUGAUGAUCACAAUAAGGAUGAUAACCAUUUUACAUUUAACAAAACGAACUAUGAUGGAAUAAGCAUGCUUAUUUGUGUUAAGUUGACUUAUUACAAUAUCCAUUGCUGUAAUUCCAAUAAAGCCUUUG
Molecule: messenger RNA, 4836 nt
Organism: Magallana angulata
Lineage: Eukaryota; Metazoa; Mollusca; Bivalvia; Ostreida; Ostreidae
Exons: 3
Coding region: 173-4711 (1512 amino acids)
Cellular component (GO): membrane
Source: RefSeq, a predicted model, not a curated record